Strigops habroptila (Kakapo) is the source of this 6751-nucleotide messenger RNA. RefSeq names its product macrophage mannose receptor 1-like. Gene Ontology annotation, molecular function: signaling receptor activity. The coding region runs from base 917 to 5257 and encodes 1446 amino acids. Lineage: Eukaryota; Metazoa; Chordata; Aves; Psittaciformes; Psittacidae. The record is from RefSeq and is a predicted model, not a curated record. The transcript has 30 exons.
AGUGCCUUUUCUCUUCCCUACCCCCUGUGUUUGUCUAAUUCUUGUAUCUAUCAUGAAGGAGAGAGCUUUUUCGAAGUAACCAUCCGAAUUUUGUCAGAAUGACUGAAGGGUGUGCACUUUAAGGGUGCAAACUUUCACAGACUAGUGGUGUGAAAAAGGUGGCAGUAUUCCAUAUCAGUUUAGUUUUCCUCUCUAGUAAUUGUUGAAAAUCCACUAUUUUCCAGUUACAGAUUCUCUUCUUCCUAGAAUUGUGUGGUUUCUUUUUGGAAUUUCUUCAAUUGUUGCCAUCGGUUUGGGUUCACUGCUCCUGCAUACAAUCAGGAACGGAGCAAAAGAAGUGGCAGGUGCCUCCUGAAGAACACAGGUCCUAUUUUUACAGUUUUUCUCUUUUCCAUGGAACUGCAGACAUGGGAAAUUCUGGUUCUCUCUGAUUCCGAGCCACACGUACUUGAUUUGCAUGGUGCCCCAGCCAAUUUUUCACAGUACUGCAUUGCACUGUGGCUUUUUUCAUCAUUUAUUGGUACAGACGAAUUUUCCUCUUCUUCUUUUCCUUUUUCGCUUAUUUCUGGUGAAGAGACAUUCAUGUCACCUUUUUGUAAAAAUAGUGAUCCUGAAUUGUAACAUAUGUCUCCAAAAAUCCUCACUAAAAUGUAUUUUCAUGGAAGACAAAAAUUUUAUACAGUAGAGAAACUAGGUUAGAAAGUAAAGUUUAUUCAUUAAUGUAUUAUUUCAAAAUUACUCAUGUGACAUGAUACAGUUCCUUGUUUCCUUAUUUGCAUCUCAGAACUUCCCUGCAUCUGUUGGGUCUUAAAAACUAAAAGGGGUGAUUCACUGCAGGAGGGUUUUCUUGCAAGGCACAGAGUUGGUCUUAGCAUCAGUUUGAGGUGAAGGUGAGAAGGGAGUCAAACAUCUGGCCAUGGCUGUCUACCUGCUCCUGACAUUUCUCUUUUCCUUUACUACAGCUCUUCAAAUGUCUGAUAGCGAAAUAUUUUCAUUCUAUAAUGAAGAUAGCAAGCUCUGUGCCCAAGCUCAGAACUCUAGCUCAGUCAUAACUACUACUUGUGAUGAGCACAGCGAGUUUCAACAGUUCAGGUGGAUCUCUGCCAAGCAGCUGCUGAGCGUGGCGCUCAAGCUGUGCCUGGGAGUGCUCUCCAAGGAUGAAGAGGCUGCCAUCACGUUGGAAUCCUGCAACAGCACGAAUGAGCUCCAGUGGUGGGAAUGCAGAAAUGAGAUGCUUGCAACCCAUGGCAAGGAUUUAUUUUUCAACUAUGGCAAAGGAAAAGGGAAGAAAACCAGGUUGUCCAAAGGAGUAGGCAAAGGGAGCAUGUGGAAAAUCUAUGCAACUGCAGACAGCAUGUGCUCUCAGCGCUAUGAGGAUAUCUAUACACUAGGAGGAAAUGCCUUUGGCGCACCUUGUGUGUUCCCUUUUAAGCUCCAUGGUAAAUGGUACACUGAAUGCAUCCCCCGGAGUGAUGAUGCAGGCUCUCUCUGGUGUGCAACUUCUUCAGACUUUGAUACAGACCAUUUGUUUGGAAACUGUCCACUAAAAGACACCAUCCACAACAACCUUUGGAAAACAAAUCCUGUGACAGGAACUCACUAUCAAAUAAACUCAGAGUCACUUUUGACAUGGUACCAAGCAAGAAAAAGCUGCCAGCAACAGAAUGCAGAAUUAUUAAGCAUCACAGACGUUCGUGAAGAAAUGUAUUUAUUAGGGCUCACUAGUGACCUGAGUGUCAAUGCAAAGCUCUGGACUGGUCUCUUCAGUGCACUUGACAGUGGCUGGCAAUGGACUGGGGGCAGUCCUUUCAGAUACCUAAACUGGGCUCCAGGAAAUCCCGCUGUGGAAUCUGGAAAAAUAUGUGGGACCUUCCAAGGUAGGAAUGGGAAAUGGGAAAACCAGGUGUGUGAGCGGAAACUGGGAUAUAUCUGCCAAAAGAGAAACUCCUCCUUGGAUUCCUCCAUUAUUGCCUCAGGUGACUCAAAGCCUUUCAAGUGCCCCAGAGAAUGGGCGGCCUAUGCAGGUCAUUGCUAUAGAAUUUACAGAACACCCAAAAUAUGGAAAGAAGCCCAGUCUUCCUGUAGAAAAGAAGAUGGAGAGCUGGCGAGUAUUCAUAAUAUUGAGGAGUACAGCUUUACAGUGUCUCAGCUUGGGUACAAGCCAGAUGAUGAGCUGUGGAUUGGUCUAAAUGACCUCAGGGUUCAAAUGUAUUUUGAAUGGAGUGAUGGGACACCUGUGACUUACACCAAAUGGCAUCACGGAGAGCCAACCCACACACUGAAUGAGGCAGACUGCAUCGUUAUGAAGGGAGAGGAUGGAUCUUGGGCUGACAGUGCUUGUGAAAAGAAACUCGGCUAUGUCUGCAAAAGGAAACCUUUGGCAGAACAAUCAGGAGAAGAUGAGGUUACUUACCCAGGCUGCCAGAAAGGCUGGAUGAAGCAUGGCUUCUACUGUUACUCCGUGGGUCAGUUACCAGCAACAUUUUCAGAAGCAAAACAAAUAUGUGAAGAAAACAAAGGUUACCUGGUUACUGUGAGAGACAGGUAUGAACAAGCUUUUUUGACUUCUGUAAUCGGAUUAAAUCCAGCAAAGUAUUUCUGGAUUGGUCUCUCAGACACAGAGGAGCAGGGGACGUUCAAGUGGGCUAGUGGGGAUGCGGUCACCUUCACACACUGGAACGCAGGAAUGCCCGGAAGGGAGCCAGGCUGUGCGGCCAUGAUAACAGGAACUUCAGCUGGAUUAUGGGAUGUUUUGAACUGUGAAGAAAACAACAUGUUUCUCUGCAAGCAGCUGGUAGAGGGAGUGACACCCCCCCCUCCUCCAACAACGACCCCUCUCCCAUCGUGCCCAGAGGGAUGGCAAUCUGUUCCUCAGAGCAGCUCCUGCUUCAAAAUUUUUCAGGAAGGAAGGGAGAAAAUGCAAACAUGGUUUGGUGCAAGAGAUUUUUGCAGAGCCAUUGGAGGAGAUCUAGCAUGUAUCCACAGUGAAGAAGAACAAAACCUAAUAGCUGGCUUAAAGAGAGAUUAUCUUCACUUAUCCUACUGGAUGGGUUUAAGCGCGUUGGACUCCGACGGUGGAUUUACAUGGAGUGAUGGCUCACCAGUAAAUUUUGAAAAAUGGGCAAAUGGAGAACCAAACAAUUAUGAUGGAAAUGAAAAAUGUGGCGUGUUUAAUGGCUACAAUUAUAUGAAUUGGAAUGAUUUAUUUUGUGAACAUAUGCAAGGCUAUGUUUGUCAAAUAAAAAAAGGAGCACCACUGAAACCAGAGCCUGCUUCCACAUUCAAUUAUGAAUAUGUUGUGGGUGAAGAUGACUGGAUAAUAUAUAAUCACAAGGAAUACUACUUCAGCAAGGAACCAAUGCCUAUGGAAAAAGCCAGGGAAUUUUGCAAGAAGAAUGGUGGUGAUCUUGCUGUCAUUGAGGGAGAAAGUGAAAAAAAUUUUCUUUGGAAAUACGCGUUCUAUAAAGACUGGGGAAAUAACUUUUACAUUGGCUUAAGUGUGAGCCUUGACAAGACAUUCCGGUGGAUGGAUGGAACUCCAGUGAACUAUGUUGCCUGGGCUCCAAAUGAACCCAAUUUUGCAAAUAAUGAUGAAAACUGUGUGGUCAUGUAUACCCAGACAGGUACAUGGAAUGAUCUCAACUGUGGCAGCGUUGAGUUAUUCAUCUGUGAAAGGCUUAACUCUACUGUUCGUCCAACUGUUGCUCCCACUGCACCACCACCAAAGGGUGGGUGUCCAGAAGACUGGCUCCUCCUUGACAACAAGUGUUUCAAAGUAUUUGGCUUUAAUGAAAAUGAUACGUUGACAUGGCACGCUGCACGGAACAAUUGUAUUGAUUUUGGAGGAAACCUGGCUACUAUAUCAAGAAAGGAAAUGCAAGCUUCCCUCAUGUCCCUCUUAAAAAAUGCUGCAACUGAUGCUUGGAUUGGACUGAAUGACAUAAAUCAGGAGCACACGUACUUGUGGACAGAUGGAAGUCCAGUUUACUAUACAAAUUGGGCAAAAGGUUCCCGAAGUUAUUAUAGUAAGGAUGACUGUGUCUUUAUGAUGAAGAACCCUAUUGAACAGGCAGGGAAAUGGAAAGAUGAAGAAUGUAAAACAAGCAAAAGCUACAUAUGCCAAAAAAAUUCAGACCCCAAACUGCAAAGCUCCCAACCCAUAGUUCCAAUGUUUGGCUAUAACAACUACGGUGAUGACCGUUAUGCAGUCAUCAACUACAAAAUGAGCUGGGAAGAAGCAGAGAAGAACUGCAGAGACCAGUCUUCAGAACUCGCCAGCGUUUUGGAUCCUUAUGCUGAAUCUUACCUGUGGUUACAAAUACUAAAGCAUGGGGAGCCUGUAUGGAUUGGUCUUAACAGCAACACAACUAGUGGCCGUUACAUAUGGUCAGACAGAAGGAGGAGCAGGUAUCAUAACUGGGCCACUGGAGAACCAAAUAAGAACACAGCCUGUGUCUAUUUGGAUAUGGAUGGGUUUUGGAAGACAGCAUCUUGCAAUGAAACAUUUUUAUCAAUCUGUAAACAAUCCAAUGAGUUAAUCCCUAGUGAACCGCCACAGCUUCCCGGAAACUGUCCUGAACCAAAGCGUGGUAGAUCAUGGAUUCCCUUCCGUGGUCAUUGCUACUAUGUUCACACCACUUCUGAGGAAAGCUGGCCUGAUGCAUCCAUGACGUGUAUUCAAAUGGGUGCGUCUUUGGUUUCCAUAGAAGAUUCUGCUGAAAUGGACUUUCUCUUACUAUAUUUGUCUCCACUUGCAAGUGACUUCAGAAAGUUUUGGAUAGGAUUGUUCAAAAAUAUUGAUGGGGAAUGGUUAUGGACAGACAGAAGUGCAGUAGACUUUGUCAACUGGGAGAAAGGAGAGCCUACAGUAAUUUUUGAUGAACACUGUGUUGACAUGGAUGUCUCAAGUGGAACCUGGAGGAACUAUUACUGCUCUGUUGACCAGAAUUUUAUUUGCAAAAUCCCCAAAAUUGCUGAAGUUGAGCCAACCCAUGAUUCACCCACCAAUAAAGCAUCAAAAAAGGAAGCUACUGCUUCAUCUGGAAACAAUUUAGGUGGGAUGAUUGUUAUACUGAUCUUCUUUGUGCUAGCAGGAACUGGCCUUAUAUUCUAUUUCUUCUAUAAAAAAAGACGUGAUCGACAAGCAAUUACAACCAGUUUUGACAAUGCCAUAUACCGUGGUGAUGCUGACCCUGGAACUCAUGAAUCAAAUUGGCUUGUGACCAAUAUUGAACAAAAUGAGCAGGCAACAGUGUAAUAAACACAGUAAUUCUGGGCCUGAUUUUGAAAGGAGUUAAAGUGCUGGAAUACAAGAAUUCUUAAGGCAAAAAGUGACUUCCUCUAGUUCAACUUGCACGGGAUGCUUCUUGCUUUCUAUACUUGCAGGAACAAGCAAUCUUGCAAGGCAGAUACAGAGAUCUGCUCACAAACUCUCAUACGUGAAAGGACUGUUGAGCAUGCACAUAGAUCUGUGUGAGUGAACUCUCAGCCACCUUCAGAGCUUCAGAGUUUCAGUCUCUGCAUGGUCCAGCAUCACUUUAGGCACAAGAAGAACCAUGCUCACCAAAGGCAACUGUGAGAAUAUGCUCCUUAGCAUGUCCCAAAAGGUAUAUCCAGAUCUGUUGGUAUUCUGAAAAUGCCCUAAUCUUCAGUGAAGACUGGCAGACUUGCACAGGCUGGAUGGGAUCUCAAAGCUUACCUGGAGCAUGCCCCUGGCAAGCAGGACCAGAUCCCUGCCUCAGCCAGGCAGCCUGCUCCACAUCUUUUUUUUGCUACUGAGGUACUCACAGAAACCCUUCAUGUUGCCUGUAAUAUUUGAAUUAACAUAUUUUCCUCAUCUGUAUAGAAAGUGUAAAUUGUUUUUAUUCUGCUAUAAUUCUGUAACAUUAGCAUUGAAAGGUCAACUGUAAUAGGAGGUUGGAAUGUAUUGUGAAUAGAAAUACUUUACCAUUUAAAUAGUAGAAUAGGGAUCUCAAAGGAUUCUGUAGAAGAGGGGAUAGGCAGGAUGAAUUUUACUUAAUUCAUAACUGAAAAAAGUACAUAAAAUUUAUUCUUGAAGUAACCAAUACCAGUGAAGACUUCAUACCUUUUUAGGCCAUUUUUUCAAGCCUAAUGAAACUUACUAUUAGGAAGUCCUUUCUAAUUUUUAACCUACUUCCCCCUGUCCAAGUGUAUUUUAAUUCUUUGAAUAUCAUUCUAGACUUCCAUCAUGAUGGGGCUGAUAGCAUUGCAUGCAUAUCCUCUAGGUUCAGAAACGCUAAAAAUAUACAGUAGGCUCACAGACAGGUUUUCCUUUUUACUUUUCCAGUGUAUUUUAUUCCAAAUGUAAACAAACAAAUGACUCAAAGCUCUUAGUCUAGAGCAGAUCCUUAUUUAAUUUGAUAUUUUUGAUAUUUUAAUCUUUUGACAGAUUUUGUGUUUAAAUUAAAGUAUUUUGCGUGUGUAUGGAAUACAUGUAAAUAAGUUUUUAUUCUACAUUUGUUCACUAAAUGGGCAUUAGAAGGCUGGUUCUAAGUAAAAGUUUGUGUGUCUUCAACUGAACAAUUGAUCAUAAAGUAAAAAUAAUAGGAAGGACGGAUGGGAUUCUUAAACUUCUAUACACAAAUGAACAUCCAGUUUUCCUGGUCUAGCAUGUUCUUAAAGAGCAAUGGGGAUUUGUCUUUACUGUCGUGUGAAGCAGUGUGUCUUGUUGCUUAUUCAUCCAUGACAUUUGAAAGUUUACCCUAAUAAACAUCUAAUGAAAGUGCUGUAA